This is a messenger RNA of Penicillium roqueforti, 1254 nucleotides long. Its product is annotated as wax synthase family protein. The transcript is spliced from 2 exons. Gene Ontology annotation, biological process: lipid metabolic process. Lineage: Eukaryota; Fungi; Ascomycota; Eurotiomycetes; Eurotiales; Aspergillaceae. The record is from RefSeq and is a predicted model, not a curated record. Bases 1 to 1254 code for a protein of 417 amino acids.
AUGUCAACCUCUUCCAACAUUCUGCAAAUUCUCUUUCUCUAUGCCGCCCAUUGCCUUAUACCCGUGGCCCUCCUAAUCGCAACACCAAAGCAGUCUGCUCUUCGGUAUCUGUCGAUUCCAUGCUCUAUCUUCAUUGUAUAUCGAGCUAUACCGGUGGCCACAGCGCUAGGUCCGGGAUUUGUAUGGUGUGAACUCGCUCGCCUAUUUGUGACCAUCAUCUUCCAAUGCCUGAACCUGCUACUCAUCAACCCCAAAGAUAGCAAUGAUUUGUCUUCUGGAGCUGGCCAGGGCUUUGUGGCUCAAAUUUACGCCGCAGCUCGGCUCUUCACUGAUCCUCGUGGGAUCAACACGCCCUGGCAAAUAAAAAAUGCCCCACCACAGCCAGCGUAUUAUAAACGACGUGGUAUGAACACGCCUCCUCGGGGUUGCUUUUUGGUUCGCCAGAUAGCCAUUGCUGUUUGGCAAUAUCUAGCUCUGGAUGUCUUUGCUACUCUUGCGUUGCAACAGGCAUUGGAGCAAGAGAAAAGUGGAAUGUUGCCGCCAGUCCCUCAGUGGGAUAUAACAACCGAACAAUGGAUUGAACGCAUCAUCUCAAACCUCACGGCUGGAUUUGUGGUUAGCCGGAUUCUUAUCGACUUCCACCAUCGUGUUUUUUCGAUUAUUGCCGUAGGACUUGGACUCGAUUCGCCUGCGAAUUGCCCUCCGUUGUUCGGAAGAGCGCUGGAUGCCGAUACAGUACGGGGCUUCUGGGGGAAAUUCUGGCACCAAUUGUUGCAAAAUCCCCUGACAUCUGUCAGCGCCUUCAUCACUCGGGACAUAUUAGGUCUUACCCGAAGGUCGUUGAUAGCACGGUAUAUGAAUGUUUUGAUUGUUUUCUCCUGUUCGGGCGGCCUGCAUCUCGUCCUUGAUAUUGUCCAAGGAAUCCCAGCGCAGGAAUCCGGCGCCAUGUUAUUCUUCAUCACGGCCCCUCUAGGUCUCAUGAUCGAAGAUAGCGUCAAAGCACUUUGGAAAUCUUUUUGUGGACCAAGUCAAAAAAUCCCUAAACCGCUGUGGCAAAGGGCUCUUGGCCUAACGUGGUCUAUGGCAUGGCUGGGUGUCACAUCAACUGGGUUCUUUUAUCCACAGAUGCUGAGGCCACAAAACCAAGCUCUGGUUCCUUUUUCUGUGGCAGAUCGUAUUGGACUGCCUAUACAGGCAGGGAUUCUUUUGGUUGGUGGUGCCGUGCUAGCGAAGGUGUUUGAGGUUGAAGUGUGA